Messenger RNA from [Torrubiella] hemipterigena, 2585 nucleotides. The record is from the annotation of a GenBank genome assembly. NCBI's taxonomy places the organism in Eukaryota, Fungi, Ascomycota, Sordariomycetes, Hypocreales, Clavicipitaceae.
AUCAACGCCCAAUCGCCCAUCAGCAACUCCGCCCCUUCUUCCUGUUCCGUUCCGUUACCGGGGGCUAGAACUAACUACCUGUAUUUUGGGGGCUGUAGGGGCACUGUGCUAGCGACUGUUCCAGCGCUGUAGUGGUCGGGGUGCAGCAAGCAACUAGGCUACCAUCCCAGCGCAAAGAGCCAUUUACCGAGCCAACACACGCCGUCAGCCCGUCCGUCCCUUUUUUGCUGGUGACAAUGAAGACAGCCGCCUCUCCUUCUUCUUACAUUCUCCCCUGCCGUGCUUAGCUUCUGCCACGAAAAAAGAGGGCGUCGGCAAUCUCCUGUUGCUGCUGCUGCUGUCGACUAUCAUCCAUCAUUAGCCUUCACUCUCUCUCUCUCCCACACCCCCCUCCGCGCCAUUAACAUCCCCCUCUGCGUCUCUUUCUUGCAAGGGGCGCCUGUCUACUCUCUCUCUAAGAAACCGCCAGCGCAAGCCACUACGCCUCCGUGCAUUAGAACCGGCGCCUUGGUCACCCACACCUUGGAACGUCGUGCCUUUUAACAGCGGCAUCUGCUCGUCCCUCGAGCCAACGAGCUUGCAAGCCCAACCUCCUAUCGCAUCGCAAGACGCUACUACUACUACUACUACUCUUCUACCCAAUUCCCUUUUCUCGCAACUGCGCGACUCUCUCUUGGCUUUCCCCGGCCAGAUAUCACCCCCCUCAACCAACCCCUAGAGAAUGACAACGACUAGACGCAUCAUUGGGACAGACACGUGCAUAAUAUGAACACUUCCCACGACGAACCGUCGUCUUCACACGGCAAAGGCCAUGAUCUCACCCGCCUCAACACCGAGGAGCAGACCGCGCGCGAUAUCGCGGAUCUAGCUGCCCUCGGCCACUCCGAAACCCUCUCCCGCAAGUUCAACAAAUGGAGCAUGCUCUCGCUUGCCUUUUGCGUCCUCGGCACCUGGACAACAAACAGUCAAUCCUUUGCCACCGGCCUCAACAAUGGCGGCCCUCUCACUAUCCUCUGGGGCCUUGCUCUCGUCUUGGUAUGCAACCUCUGCGUGGCUUUCUCUCUUGGCGAGCUCACUAGCUCCAUGCCCACAGCUCUCGGCCAGGCCUACUGGAUCAUCCGCAUCUGGGACUCUAAGUGGUCGCGCUUCGUGUCGUACAUGUGCGCCUGGAUCAACACGUUUGGCUGGUGGACCCUGACGGCCUCCCAAAACGCCUUCAUGACCGAUUUUCUUCUUGAGAUGAAGGUCAUGUUUGAUCCCGACUGGGACGGCGUCAACAAGGGCUGGGUCAAAUUCCUCAUCUACAUUGGCAUCACGGUGGCCUUUACAGCCUUCAACCACGUGGCGUGCCGCGAUGACCGCAUUCUCCCCUGGUUCAACAACUUUGUUGCCGUCGGAUUUGUGGCUCUCUUUGUCGCCAUGUCCCUGGCACUACCUAUUGCUGUUGGCACCCGCGACGGUAAGCACUUCCAGACCCCCCAGUUUGUCUUUGGUGGCUGGAUCAACAACACGGGUUGGCCUAACGGCGUUGCCUUUUUGCUUGGUCUCGCCCAAUCUGCAUACGGUCUGACCGCCUUCGACUCCGUCAUCCACAUGGUGGAGGAGAUUCCUGCCCCGAGAAAGAAUGUCCCCCUUGUCAUGAACCUGUCCAUCAUCUGCGGUGCCGUCUCGGGCUGGCUCUUCAUGGUCGUCUGCCUCUUCUGCAUCCAAGACGUUGACGAGCUGACCAACUCCGACUCCAAUGUCCCCUGGGUCCAGCUUGUUCAGGACGCCGUUGGCCUGGAAGGUGCCGCGGUCUUCAUCUCGCUCUUCAUCUUCAACGGCUUCGGCCAGGGCAUCAGUAUCCUAACGUCUUCGUCUCGCUUGACCUGGAGUUUUGCCCGUGACGGCGGCAUGCCCUUCUUCAACUACUUCUCCUUCGUUGACAAGGGUUGGAAUGUCCCCGUCCGCGCCUUGUGGCUUCAGGCAGGCAUCGUUUCCAUUGUUGGCGUCUUGUACCUCUUCUCGUCUACUGUCCUGUCUGCUAUCUUCAGUGUUAGCACCAUUGCCUUGACCAUUUCAUAUGCCAUGCCCAUCACUGUCGUUUUUCUUCAGGGUACAAGCUGCCUCCCGCCUGGCGGCGAAUUCAGCAUGGGCCGCUGGGCCCCCGUUGUCAACAUUGUUGCUCUUGCAUACUGCGCUGUUACCACUGUCUUCUUCUUCUUCCCUGGCUCUCCCGAUCCCAGCACAGAAGACAUGAACUAUGCUAUUGCUGUCUUUGGUGUCAUGAUUGUCAUUUCCCUCAUCUUCUGGUUUACCAAGGGUAACAAGUCCUACAUGCAAGACGAGCACAUGGCACAGAUUCUCUAUGCGGAUGCUACCCACUCUGACACUCAGGAGCCGCUUGACCCCGUUACUCCAGAAAAUGGCAAAGUCGGCGUAGUCUAAGGAAUACAAGUCUACAUUUUUGUUUAACCUUGCAUAUGUUGAUGUACCAAUGCUACGAUAUCAAGGACCUUAGCCUAGUAUAUACGUUACAUAUGAUUGAAUACUACAUGUAAAACUGAUCUCGAGUAUUUGAAUAAUCUACAUCUAUUUGCCUUCGC